AUUUCAAUUAGCAGCACCAACCGCUGCUGAACUGAGUCAGUUAGAACUUAUCAAGUCAAGAUAUAAACUCAUUAAACUAGUUACACAUUACAUGCGAUACAACCCUCAGGCGAAUUGUGCAAUGAAACUUUUGAGCUGAAAGAAGCUGUGAAUGACCUCCUGUAAAGCUAUAAAUAUACCGAGAGCCUCAGACAGAAGGAGUCUUAAGGAACCUCGACUCUGCUUUUGAGUGUUGGGUUUGAGACUAUCCGUCUCCAGAGCAAGGAUGGACAAAAUGAUGAGUAGAAGUGCCCCAGCAACAGAGCAAGACUGCCCCAUCUGCUUUAACAAGUACGAUUCUUUCGUUCGAAAACCCAAGCUCUUGGCAUGCCAGCACUGUUUCUGUGCAAUCUGCCUGAAGAUCAUGGUGUCAGUCGAGGAUGGCUCCUGGGUCGUCACCUGCCCUCUCUGCAGACGCUCCACGCUAGUGAUGGAAGCACUGAUCAGCAAUCUCCCGGAUAAUCCGCGCCUGAUGGGCAUUCUGUCCAGGAGGAUGUCCGCCUUCCCUGAGUCAGUGCCCGAGGUACUGCUGUCUCCACACCUCCUGCUGCAGACCCACACUAGCACUUGCACUCUCGUCAGCCCGGUCCCCAGUCAGCCAGACAACGAGAACGCGCACUUUAGGAAUCGGAUAACCACAUCAGUCAUCAGACGCUUUCUCCUGACCAUGAUCUUCUCCUUGGUCAUUUUGUUUGCACUGCAGUAUUUCUUCAAAAACCCGGCUCUGACCUGGAUUCUGAUCGUCCUUACUGUCCUCUGUGCAUUGACGGGGCUGUGCCUUCUAUAUUUCGGUUGUCAGAGGGGCCGGAACGGGCCAGCCACAGCAUAUUGCAACUGUCUGCCCAUGAACGACUAAUCAAAUGCAACAACUUCAAUGCUAACAAUGUAACAGUUCGAAAGUAACAUAUCGGAGCUUUGAGAUCACAAUUCAUACGCCUUAAUGCAGCAACAAAAUGGCAGUUUCGUUGCGGGACAAAUACAUCGCCUGAUAGGACUGGGAACUGGGCCAUAAGUUCAAUGCCAUUUUGAGCUAUGGGUGAAGAUUUUUAUUUGAACCGCUUAGUAUUAUGUUGUCAGCCUGUUAGUUUUAUUAGUGAACCCACUUUUAAUGGGGUUGUAAUGUGCCUUUCGUUGAUCUGCUGGUGCCUACCAGUCGCUUGUCUCAGCAAAAUAGGACAAGAGUGUGUAUUUGUUGUAUGUGUUGAACUUCAGUUGAAAAAAAGUUUUAAAUCAAAGACUUCAUGUGUUUUUCCACAGUGCAAUGAACAGGCGAACUGGUCAUUCAUGCAAGAAUCUAUUCUGUAAUAAACUGAAAUGUACAUUUUAUAGGUAACAAAGGAAGUAAGCUGAGUCAGUGGAGGUCUGCAUUUAUGUGAUUGUCUGUAACCUGGAACGUUUUACAUCAAGAGAUACCAAAUAAAUUGAUUUUUUUUCUA
Molecule: messenger RNA, 1475 nt
Organism: Rhincodon typus (whale shark)
Lineage: Eukaryota; Metazoa; Chordata; Chondrichthyes; Orectolobiformes; Rhincodontidae
Product: E3 ubiquitin-protein ligase RNF186
Exons: 1
Source: RefSeq, a predicted model, not a curated record